CGAACCGGCGUUACUAAUACUCUCGUCGUCGGUUAGACGUCUACCUCAUCGAUCCUCUCUCUCUAAAUUCUCUCUCUAAAAACUCUUCAUCCUCUUCCCUAUGCCACCUGGACGUUAGGGUUUCCUCAAACGAAGAUACACACACAGUGUGACAUCACAUCACAUCAUCAUCGCUUUCUAACAACUUCUGUUUCACUCUAGGGUUUAUGUUUACGUUUAAAUUUCCAAAGUUUUCAUGUCGUAUGAAUAUCGUCAAUGGAGAUUUCAUCUACGUUCUCCGGUAACGGCGAUAUCCCCUUCGUUUCCUUCUUCUUAGCCCUAAUUGUUACCGUUUUCUGUUGUUUCUUCUCACUCUUCUUCCGAUUGUUCAAAUUUCAACAAACUGAUAAAAUUAGGUCGUGUAAUUGUGCAUGUGGUUCGAAUUGUGACGGUUCUAUGGCGGUUACGGCGACGGCAAGGGUGAUGAACGGUGGUAGUGGUGGUGCUGGUGGUGGACAGGUGGCGGUGGUGGAGAGGGAGCGGCAGCAAGUGAUUGGUGCGUCGAUGAUGGAGCAGUUGGUGCCGGAGAUUACGACACAUGCGUUGAGUUAUUUGGAUUAUCCGAGUCUGUGUAGGUUGUCGAUGACUAAUAGUUCCAUGAGGAGGGCUGCUAAUGAUGAUAAUGCUUGGAAGGCUCUUUAUCAUAAGGAUUUUACAAUGGAACAAGAUAGUAUAACACCUGCAAAUGGGUGGAAGGCCUACUAUGCAGCUACUAGAGCAAUUGUGAAUAUCAAUCAACAUUUUUUCGAUAUCAUUAGAGACAGAUCUCUUCCAGAAAUGGGUCGGCUUUGGCUUAACGCAGAUUAUGUCAAAUGUAUUCAUGCCUCAGGGGAGUUUUUUACCGGGUAUAGCGGUGUUUUAGGUAGCUGGCAGCUGGCGUUGAACUGGGAGCCAGCGGUUAACUUCCAGGUUCGAGACGUAAGGUCAAGGGUGCUGCCAGGUGUGGCUUGGGUGACGAUGAAAGCCUAUGUUGGGAUGGAGCACAACACACACCCUAUGAGCAUGACUAAUGUGUUUGAGCUCCACAAUGGUCAGUGGUUCAUGGUUCAUCAUCAUAGCUCUGUCAUGCUUGCUGAUGGUGAGGUGGCUGAUCAACCACCUAUGCUUGGGUGAACCAACUUAUUUAGAUGAUGCUUUUCUUUUUUGAAGUAAAGAAAAAAGAAAUUGGUACAGUUAUUUUAACUAGGGAUCUUGAAUAUUACUUUCAUACGUUGGAUAUGAUGAUCGAUGAUCGUAUAUGAAUCUUUGGUUUUUGCCUGUUGACAUCCCUGAGGCUGCUGCAUAUGAUGUUUAUAAAAGCGUAGAUUAUGUUUGGUUUA
This is a messenger RNA of Helianthus annuus (common sunflower), 1358 nucleotides long. Its product is annotated as F-box protein SKIP8. Gene Ontology annotation, molecular function: protein binding. The transcript has 3 exons. The coding region runs from base 256 to 1152 and encodes 298 amino acids. The record is from RefSeq and is a predicted model, not a curated record. NCBI's taxonomy places the organism in Eukaryota, Viridiplantae, Streptophyta, Magnoliopsida, Asterales, Asteraceae.